Messenger RNA from Arctia plantaginis, 1248 nucleotides. NCBI's taxonomy places the organism in Eukaryota, Metazoa, Arthropoda, Insecta, Lepidoptera, Erebidae. The record is from the annotation of a GenBank genome assembly.
AUGGUAGAUCAUAACCAGAAAUUAUUACAGGAGUUGCAAAAGAAAAGUGGCAAUAAUGUUUGUGCCGAUUGUGGAAGUUCGGAACCGGACUGGGCGUCAUACAAUCUCGGCAUAUUUAUCUGCAUGCGGUGUGCGAGCAUUCACCGCGGCAUGGGAGCACACAUAAGCAAAGUGAAACACCUAAAACUUGAUCGCUGGGAGGACUCGCAGGUGCAAAGAAUGAAGGAGGUGGGCAACAACGCAGCCAAGAACAAAUACGAAGAAAGAGUCCCGCCAUGUUACAGAAGACCUAAUAAAAAUGAUCCACAAGUCCUCAUUGAACAGUGGAUCCGUGCGAAAUAUGAACGUGAAGAAUUUUGCCAUCCAGAGCGGCAAAGCUAUCUCUCAGGAACUAUGGAAGGGUUCCUGAUGAAGCGAGGCAAAGAAGAUAGCCGAUAUCAAUUGAGAAAGUUCAUCUUAAGUGAGAACGAGGACACGCUUAAGUAUCAUCCCGCUACUGACGGCUGUGGCCGUACAACUGGUUGUCUCGAUCGGUUGAUCGGUCGCCUCCGCGUCAAAAACUUUGGUCCCUUGAGAUACCACGUGAGAGAGCAUAAAGAACCUAAGGGUGUACUCAAGCUGUCCGAGCUGAACGUUGCGUUCGCGCCUGCCAAGAUUGGACACAUGAACUCCAUGCAACUGACCUUCAUGAAAGACGGUUCCACCAGGCAUAUCUACGUAUACCACGAGGAUCCCGAAGUUAUUAGUAACUGGUAUACUGCAAUCCGUUGCGCCCAGCUCCACUUACUCCAGGUUGCAUUUCCUUCCACACCACAAUCGGACCUCGUUCUCCGUCUUCCUAAAGACUUCACUCGUGAAGGCUGGCUCUGGAAGACAGGACCGAGACCUUCAGAUGCCCAUCGACGUAGAUGGUUCACGUUGGAUAACAGGAAGCUGAUGUAUCAUGAUGAGCCUUUGGAUGCGUAUCCUAAAGGAGAAAUCUUUGUUGGGCACGAAUCGAACGGGUACUGCAUCAAAGUAUCGAACACAGGCAACGGUUGUAAAGACGCUCGGUUCCCCUUCCAGUUAGUGACUCCUGACAGGACGUACUGCUUCGCAGCCACCACACACGAAGAUCGUGACGGAUGGCUCGCGGUCUUACAGCAGACGAUCAAGAGACCGCUCACACCUCAAGACUCUACCAUCGAAGCAACACUUGUUCGCAAACGGACAGCAUCAAACUCAAUCAGCAUAUUCUCCGGAAGGUAG